AUGUCCUCCCCCUCCGACCCCUACAAGCUCGUCACCGUCAACACGGCUCCCGACCGCGCCAAACGUCUCAUCGGCCGUGUUGUCGAAGACGUCAAGGACAAGUACACCAUCAUUCAUGCCGGCAACGCCGCUUCAAUCGAAGAAGUCAAAUCUGUAGUCGAAGAACACCAACCCAACGUUCUGUUCACGGCAUCAAUGUGGACUCCCGAAGAAGCUCAGCAGAUCAUUGCUAUUGCCAAGGGGGUGGUCGGCGAGGACCUCAAGACUUUCUCGCUGCCGCAGGGGUUGCAGGUGAAUAAGGGACCGGAUGCGGUGGUGGAGUAUAUUAAGGAGAAUUUACCUUCUUUGUUGGGUUAA
This is a messenger RNA of Neurospora tetraspora, 357 nucleotides long. RefSeq lists its product as uncharacterized. NCBI's taxonomy places the organism in Eukaryota, Fungi, Ascomycota, Sordariomycetes, Sordariales, Sordariaceae. The record is from RefSeq and is a predicted model, not a curated record. Bases 1 to 357 code for a protein of 118 amino acids. The transcript is spliced from 3 exons.